Molecule: messenger RNA, 640 nt
Organism: Eutrema salsugineum
Lineage: Eukaryota; Viridiplantae; Streptophyta; Magnoliopsida; Brassicales; Brassicaceae
Exons: 2
Coding region: 129-623 (164 amino acids)
Source: RefSeq, a predicted model, not a curated record
UAUCAUUAUAUUAGCCCUUUGAUCAUUUUCGUUCUCUUUCUCCUCUUAAAAAAAAAGCAGCAGUGUCGACUGCAAUAUUUGUCAUCCUGUGUAGAAGUGUCAAUCAGAGAAGCAGAAAAGUGGUGGAAAUGGUGGCUGAUAACUGGACCAAGUCAGCUAUGAGAGAUGGAGGAGUUGUGGCGGAGCUACUGCUGAGUCUCAAGGAAGCCGACGUCACGCCUGUAUUUCUCGCGAAACCGGCGGUGUCGGCUCUCCGGUGGGGAAUUCGGCAGCCACGGUCUCGAUUCACGAGAUGCGACGGUCCCGGUGGCUCCGGCGGCGGUCCUUCUUCUCCCUCCGCCUACGCCGAUGGUUACGAGGCCACGAGUCGCCAGAUUAACGGAUCGUUGGCCGUUGGAUCUAAACCAAUGGAGGUUAGAUUUGGAUCCACGUUCAGGGAGGAUGAGAAGUUAAAGAGAACAAAGGUUACGCACCAGAUUCACGGCCAACCUCAUCCUUAUCAAGACUCUGAGACCAGUUUCCUAGUUCCAGAUCUGAAUAUGAUGCCAUCCCAAAAUGAUAACCUUAACCAUUAUUUUUCUCCACAUGUAAAGACUUUGUAUGCAAGUGUAAGAAUAAGCUGAACCUAAAGUCAAACCAA